AAUCUUCCCCUCGCAACCCAACAACAACAAACGCCUUCCGUCUCGCCCAGUCACUGGGGAGUGGGAGGUGGGGAGGGGGACCAUGUCCCAGCGAGUGAGGCGCAAUGGGUCCCCCACGCCGGCUGGUUCUGUCGGGGCCAGUACGGUCGCCACGGCCGGGGGAGCCGGCAGCCGCCUGCAGCCCAUGAGGGCGACGGUUCCGUUCCAGCUGAAGCAGCAGCAGCAACAUGGCAGCCCCACGCGGAGCAACGGCGGCGGCGGCGGCGGCGGCAACAACAACGGCGGCUGCUGUGGCGGCGGCGCCUCAGGCCCCUCAGGCGGCGGCGGCGGCGGCGGGGCCCCACGAACCGCUUCACGCAGCACCAGCCCCACGCGCGGCGGCGGCGGGAGCACGGCCGCGCGCACCAGCCCCACGGUGGCCACGCAGACGGGCGCGUCCGUGACGUCCACGCGAGGCACCAGCCCCACGCGCGGCGCCGCGCCGGGGGCCCGAGGGAGCCCCCCUCGGCCGCAGCCUCCGCCGCCGCUGCUGGGUACCGUGUCGUCGUCGUCGCCGCCUUCCUCGUCGCCCACCCACCUGUGGACCGGCGAGGUGAGCGCGGCCCCACCCCCAGCCCGGGUCCGCCACCGGAGGAGGUCCCCGGAGCAGAGCCGAGUGUCCCCGGAGAAGAGGAGCCCGAGCGCCCCGGUUUGCAAAGCUGGUGACAAAACACGACCACCCUCGUCAAGCCCCUCCAGUAUUAUCCGACGCACUUCCUCCCUGGAUACACUUGCUGCUCCAUACCUUGCUGGACACUGGCCUCGUGACAGUCACGUGCAAGUCACACCUUGCAUGAGGGACAAAGCCACACAGACAGAGAGUGCAUGGGCUGAAGAAUACGCCGAGAAGAAGAAAGGAUCACACAAGCGCUCAGCAUCCUGGGGCAGCACAGACCAGCUGAAGGAGAUUGCAAAAUUACGUCAGCAGUUGCAGAGAAGUAAACACAGCAGUCGACAUCAUCGAGAUAAAGAAAGACAGUCUCCGUUCCAUGGCAACCAUGCAGCCAUUAACCAGAGUCAGGCUCCUGUUCCAAAGAGUACACUUAUUCCAGUAAUUCCCAUCGCCAAAUCAACAGGUUCCCGGUUCCGGAACAGUGUGGAAGGAUUGAACCAGGAGAUAGAAAUAAUAAUUAAAGAGACUGGGGAAAAGGAAGAACAGCUAAUACCACAAGACAUUCCAGAUGGGCACCGUGCCCCUCCCCCACUGGUGCAGAGAAGUAGCAGCACCCGGAGCAUCGACACCCAGACUCCCGGCGGGGCGGACAAGGGGAGCAACAACAGCAGCCGCUCUCAGUCGGUGUCCCCCACGUCAUUCCUCACCAUUUCUAACGAAGGCAGUGAGGAGAGUCCUUGUUCAGCUGAUGACCUGCUUGUUGAUCCCAGGGAUAAAGAGAAUGGGAACAACUCUCCUUUGCCUAAAUAUGCAACCUCACCCAAACCUAACAACAGUUACAUGUUCAAAAGGGAGCCUCCUGAAGGUUGCGAAAGGGUCAAAGUCUUUGAAGAAUGCUCGCCAAAACAACUUCACGAAAUCCCAGCUUUUUACUGUCCUGACAAAAACAAGGUGAAUUUCAUUCCUAAAAGUGGCUCAGCUUUCUGCCUCGUCAGCAUCCUCAAGCCACUCCUCCCCACACCGGAUCUUACCCUCAAGGGCUCUGGCCACAGCCUGACAGUCACCACUGGCAUGACCACCACUCUGCUUCAGCCUAUCGCUGUGGCCUCCCUAUCCACAAACACAGAGCAAGACCGGGUCUCUCGAGGAACAAGUACGGUUCUGCCAUCCGCACCUCUGCUGUCCCCACCAGAACCCAUCGAGGAAGCUGAAGGGUAGGACUUGGUGCCAGGUGGCCGUUUGAUCUGGAAACUGAACCUCCUCAGAAGGCUUGACUGAUGGGAUAGUGAGCGCCCAGUCAGCAGUGAUGUGACGGUGAGGCUCCUGGAAGAAAAGCAGCCCCUCUGACAGCUCUGUCCCACCCAUGAAGGCCAACCCUCAGCGCUCAGCCUGAGCUUCCACAAAAUCAAACAAGAGUGUCUCAUCCUUUACUUUUGGAGGGACAGUGUCACAUUGUUUUUUUGUUUUCAAAUUCGACUUCUUGGAGAAAAAGAAAAUAUAAACCCACAGAACCUGAUCUCUGUUAACAUGAUUUCUGAAGGGAGAGGUGAAUGAUGCUGCAAGAACCAUCUUUUAUAUGAAAACGACUAUUUUAUAAUACCAAUGUUACAUUUUCUGAAACGUAGCAAACAAGACAUGCAAACGAUUCCUUGGUGGCCUCUGUUUCCUGUAACCCUUCCUACAUGUGUGCAGCUUGGGACCAAAGGGAUUGUUGACAUUUCCCCCAGCAGUCUUCAUCUCAUGGCUGUGUUCUCCCAAACAAGAAUUGAUAGGUAAAUGCAUCAAACAAGUAUAUAUUAAGAGUUUUAAAAAAGAAAAGCAAUAUUCGUACAUUAUGUGAUUUAUGUUUUUGAUGUCAAAAGUUUGUGCUCUGGGUGAAAUAUUUGUAAAACUGCUAUUUUCUUCAUGACUCCUGUACACAUUUCACUAUGUGGCCAGAAAAAUAAUAGUCUGAAGACAAGUGCUUUAAUAUGUUCUCACCCAUUUUGGAAUUGGCCUAAGAGUCAAUGAGCCAAAAAGGAAACUAUCUAGUGUUGCUUGUUAGCUAGGAGUAAGGAGCCCUUCGGCCUUGUGUGAAGAAAAUCACGUGAUUGCCCUCCUGUGCCACAGGUAUCCUUCCACCCUUCAUCACUGUAUCAUAGCCCCAGAGAUCCUACAAUGGCUGUGCAUGGAUUUGCUCCUUCGCUUUCGUGAUGUCUUUGUCUUGUGGAUACGGUCGGUCAGGUUUAGUAGUUCGCCAGGAGUGUAAUCCAUUGAAUAGUGAUCCAUAGCCAGAGACCUUGAAACUUUUUGUUGAUGGUGAUUGACACCAAAAUUUCUUGCCUACAGGUUUUGCUAGUUACCCCGUUAUAGUCCACACACUGGGGAAGAGAGAAAAGGUUUGGGGUAUAAAACAACAGACACACUUGAAAACCCAGACAGUUUUGGAUUUGGACUCUUGGCUAGUGCAAAUCACUGCCAUUAUCUUGUGACAGUAGUGUUUGUUUCUGGAUAGGUAGUAGUGAAAUUAAGGAGUGGGUCUUAUAAGAAAUGAGUUUCAGAAGUGUUAAUUUAAAAAGGCAUCCUUUAAACACCAUAUUCUAACCUAUGAUGCAAUAAUUUGCUAUACAUAUAAUGGGCAGAAAAAAAUUUUAAAUCCUUGUAAAGGGACAUGUUUUGGAGAUUAAUGCAUCAACUUGUCCAAAAAUAUUCCAUUAAGGAAAAUUUAGUGGAAGAAAAAUCUUUUGAAAGGACUUCUUAUAUUGAUGCACCUUUAAAGCAGCAAAAUAAUUUUAAACAUACUCUGUAAAAUUAAAAAUUGAUGGUGUAUUUAGGUAAAUCAGGUAAAUUCAAAUAUCAAAAAAUCCCAUCAGGUUUUAGUUGGUAGGACUGAUAAAUUUUUGUACUUUUCCAUCCAAAGCCAGUUUACUUGGAACUAGUUUAACAUAGCAUCUAAACUAGUUAAAAGCUCACUUACUUUGAGUCUGCAGUUUCUGAUUGGUGUUUGGAGAGCCUGGCUUCUUGGCCUUCUUUGCUCUACCUUCGGGAAUUCCUACUUCACCUCCCAGUUUCUCCUUCGUCACCAGUACAGAAGAAAAAGUAAAACUGAGGUCAGGUGAGUUGGUGUGAGUGGAGAAGGUUGCUCAGAACCCAGGGCUUUUUGUUUGUUUUGUUUUGUUUCGAUUACUUGAGUUCUGUUAAGUCAGGGUUGUAUUCCUGACUGUGUGGGUUUCCUUUCCUUUGCUGACUCCAUAGU
Ochotona curzoniae (black-lipped pika) is the source of this 3887-nucleotide messenger RNA. RefSeq names its product protein FAM117B. NCBI's taxonomy places the organism in Eukaryota, Metazoa, Chordata, Mammalia, Lagomorpha, Ochotonidae. The record is from RefSeq and is a predicted model, not a curated record. The coding region runs from base 83 to 1870 and encodes 595 amino acids. The transcript has 8 exons.